CUCCUUUAAAUCUGUUUUUAGACUAAAGCAGAUGUUGGAUCUGCUGAAUCUGCUGCAGCUCUUCCAGGUGAGAGGAGAACCAGCAGCAGCGCUGUAGUCCAGGUUCUGCUUGGUUGGACUCUGGAAUGCACUCGGCAGACAGAAAUGUGCGCAGCAGCGACCAGCUGUGUGGGAAGAGACUUUGCUGCUGAAGUGUCAGAGGUCUGAUCUGAUCCUACCUGGAGAGACUCCUCCGGUUUCACUGCGGGACGCCUCAGUGCGUCAGUAACAGCUGUCCUGCUGCCCUGCGCUGGCUGCCACACAGGGAGAACCUCGUCCUGAGAGGAAGGCUUCACGGGACACUUGAUUUUUUUUCCUCUUAGUCUCUUGGAUUCUGUGGAAAUACAUGUUUUGCCGCACAAGCUCCUUCUAGGGAAACCCCGGCGUGGCGGUAUCCCUUCGCGAUGCAAAGAUGGCGACCCUGCUCCCUCCCCGAGGCACCGAUGCGUUCCGCCCCUUCACCCAGGAGUCACUGGCGGAGAUCGAGAGGCUCGCGGAGGAAAGAAAAAAGGCCGCGGAAGUAGAAGGCCAUGAGGACAAAGAACUGACGGGCCCCAACUCUGAUCUGGAGGCGGGCAAGAGUCUGCCGCUGAUCUACGGAGAUCCUCCUCCAGAGCUGCUGAACACACCUCUGGAGGACCUGGACCCCUUCUACAAAGCACAGAAAACAUUCAUCGUGAUCACCAAAGGAAACACAAUCUACAGGUUCAACGCUGAGCCGGCUUGCUACAUUCUGAGCCCCUGUAGUUUGGUUAGGAGAGGCGCCAUCAAAAUUCUCAUACAUUCGUUCAUCAUGAUUACGAUUCUAUCGAAUUGUGUGUUCAUGACGAUGAGCAACCCACCAGCAUGGAGUAAAACUGUUGAGUAUGUCUUCACUGGUAUUUACACCUUUGAGGCAACAGUCAAAGUGUUGUCUCGGGGUUUCUGUGUUGGAUCUUUCACAUUCCUUCGAGAUCCGUGGAAUUGGCUGGAUUUCAUGGUGAUCAGCAUGGCUUACGUCACUGAGUUUGUUGACCUUGGCAACGUGUCGGCCCUCAGGACAUUUCGUGUGCUUCGAGCCCUUAAAACAAUUACUGUGAUUCCUGGGUUGAAAACAAUCGUGGGCGCCUUGAUCCAGUCAGUGAAGAAAAUGGUGGACGUCAUAAUUCUGACCGUCUUCGCCCUUGCAGUUUUUGCCCUCAUUGGCCUCCAGCUGUUUAUGGGAAACCUGCGGCACAAAUGCGUGCGGUGGCCCAUCCACACAAACGAAAAUGCGUUUGAAUUUUUUAACACCACCUCUGCAUUUAACGACGCCGUGUCCUUCAACGACACCAUGGGUUUCAAUGGCACGGCAUAUUCCAACAGCACCUUCGAUUUCAUGGAGUAUAUUGAAAAUACAGAGAAUCACUACUAUUUGGAGGACAGCCCAGAUGCUCUACUUUGUGGAAACAGCUCUGAUGCUGGAAAGUGCCCAGAAGGAUACACAUGCAUGAAGGCUGGGAGGAAUCCAAACUUUGGCUACACCAGCUUCGACUCUUUUGGCUGGGCAUUCCUUGCCCUCUUCAGACUCAUGACCCAGGACUACUGGGAGAACCUUUUCCAGCUGAUCCUGCGGGCAGCUGGAAAGACGUACAUGCUGUUCUUUGUGGUGAUUAUCUUUCUGGGCUCCUUCUACCUCAUCAAUCUCAUCCUGGCUGUGGUAGCCAUGGCUUACGAUGAGCAGAAUCAGGCAACUCAGAGAGAGGCCAUCGAGAAAGAGGAGGAGUUCCAGCGACUGCUAGAGCAACUCAAGAAUCAAGAACAGGCUCAGGCUCUUGGUAGCCGAGCCACUCUAACCAGUAAGAAGUCGCUCAGUCAUCACACUGCAUCUGAGCUGGCAGACGAUGAGAGGAGCCUUGGGCACGAUGAAAUUGUUAAGGACUGCAAUGGGAGAAUCGUCCCACGCCUGAUGAUCAGAGCGCCCACCAUGGUCGAGUCUGCUGCAGAUUAUGAACUCAAGGAGAAGUCGCUAGGCUCUGUGCACAGCAUGCUUCAUCCAGACGAACCAGGCCUGACACAGAGAUCUGCUAGUGUUAUGACUGUGCUCACUGCAGCUGCCAUGGAAGAGUUGGAGGAGGCUCAGAGGCCAUGCCCACCUGGCUGGUACAAGUUUGCCAACAUGUUCCUGAAGUGGGACUGCUGCGUGCCCUGGGUAGUCUUUAAGAAGUGGGUGUACUUUGUGGUCAUGGACCCUUUCGUUGACUUGGCAAUUACCAUCUGCAUCGUGCUCAACACCCUCUUCAUGGCCAUGGAUCACUACCCCAUGACAGCAGAGUUUGACAACGUGCUUUCAGUGGGGAAUCUGGUUUUCACUGGGAUCUUCACAGCAGAAAUGUUCUUCAAGCUUAUUGCCAUGGAUCCCUACUACUACUUUCAAGUUGGCUGGAACAUUUUCGACAGCAUCAUCGUCACUCUCAGUCUGGUGGAGUUGGGGCUGGCAAACGUCCAGGGUCUGUCAGUCCUUAGGUCCUUCCGUCUGCUUCGAGUUUUCAAACUGGCCAAGUCCUGGCCGACGCUCAACAUGCUGAUUAAGAUCAUCGGCAACUCAGUAGGAGCUUUAGGAAACCUGACUUUGGUGCUCGCCAUCAUCGUCUUCAUUUUUGCCGUCGUGGGCAUGCAGCUCUUUGGUAAAAGCUACAAAGACUGCGUGUGCAAGAUCUCUGUAGACUGCGAACUGCCUCGUUGGCACAUGAACGACUUCUUCCACUCGUUCCUCAUCGUCUUCCGCAUCCUGUGUGGCGAGUGGAUCGAGACCAUGUGGGACUGCAUGGAGGUGGCCGGAGAGGGGAUGUGUUUAAUCGUCUUCAUGAUGGUCAUGGUCAUCGGAAAUCUAGUGGUGUUGAACCUCUUCUUGGCCUUGCUGCUCAGCUCGUUCAGUGGAGAUAACCUGUCAGCAGGAGACGACGACGGAGAGAUGAACAAUCUCCAGAUUGCCAUUGGCAGGAUCACACGAGGCAUCGACUGGCUGAAGGCGUUCAUCAUCCGGACUGUCCGGCAGAUUCUUCACAUGAAGCCCAAGGAGCCUGACGAGGGUCCCGGGGACGACGCUGACCCUAAAAUGGAAGGAAUUGAAAUGAACCAUAUGGACAGCAGUCAGACUUUCAAACUAGCAGAUGGGAUAAUGGAUUGUUUGGUUGAAGGCCGGCCUUCUGGAUUUAUUGUGGACGGAGAGCUGAGCCUCAGUGUGCCCAUCGCACAGGGAGAGUCAGACUUUGAAAAUGUGGACGAGGAUGAGGAGGACGAGAAAGAUGAGGAUCGAGGCUCAGAGACUUUCGAUGAGAAAAAUAACCAACAGAAAGCAGAAAACUCUGAAGACGACAGUAGCAUCCCAGGAAAUCACAAAUUCAUUGCUGCUUCGGAUGAUGGCGAUUCUUCAGUGUGCAGCACAGUGGAUUAUCAACCACCUGAGCCUGAACCAGAAGUAGAAGAAGAAGAAGAGCCAGACCCAGUGGAGCCAGAGGCCUGCUUCACUGACAACUGUGUCAGGCGCUGGCCAUGUCUCACUGUGGACAUCACUGAAGACAGAGGCAAAAAAUGGUGGAAUCUCCGUAAAACCUGCUACAACAUCGUGGAGCAUGACUGGUUUGAAACCUUCAUAAUCUUCAUGAUCCUCCUCAGCAGUGGAGCUCUGGCUUUUGAAGAUAUACACGUAGAAAGACGCCGCACCAUCAAAAUUAUUCUGGAGUUUGCUGACAAGGUUUUCACCUACAUCUUUGUCAUCGAGAUGCUCCUUAAAUGGGUUGCAUAUGGCUUCAAGACCUACUUCACCAACGCCUGGUGUUGGUUAGACUUUUUCAUUGUAGAUAUUUCCCUGAUUAGUUUAGUUGCCAACUGGAUGGGCUACUCUGACCUUGGACCAAUCAAAUCUCUCAGAACCCUGAGAGCGCUAAGGCCUCUUCGAGCGCUAUCAAGAUUUGAAGGGAUGAGGGUGGUGGUGAACGCUCUUGUUGGAGCGAUUCCCUCCAUCUUCAAUGUGCUGCUGGUGUGUCUGAUUUUCUGGCUCAUCUUCAGCAUCAUGGGAGUUAAUCUGUUUGCUGGGAAGUACUACCGCUGCAUCAACACCACCACAGAGGAGCUGUUCCUCCUCACAGAGGUCAACAACCACAGCGACUGCAUGGCCAUCCAAGAGGCCACUCAGGAGGCCCGCUGGGUGAACGUCAAAGUCAACUAUGACAAUGUUGGAUCAGGUUACCUGUCCCUGCUGCAAGUGGCAACUUUUAAAGGCUGGAUGGACAUCAUGUAUGCUGCCGUUGACUCAAGAGAGGUUGGAGAGCAACCUUCUUAUGAGAUCAACCUCUACAUGUACAUGUACUUUGUCAUCUUCAUUAUCUUUGGCUCGUUUUUCACACUCAAUCUCUUUAUUGGUGUCAUUAUUGACAAUUUCAACCAACAAAAGAAAAAGUUUGGAGACAAAGACAUCUUUAUGACUGAGGAACAGAAAAAAUACUAUGAUGCCAUGAAGAAACUUGGAUCCAAGAAGCCACAGAAGCCAAUUCCACGACCAACAAACCUAAUCCAGGGAAUGGUGUUUGACUUCAUCAGUCAGCAGUUCUUUGACAUCUUCAUCAUGGUGCUCAUCUGCCUCAAUAUGGUGACCAUGAUGGUGGAAACAGAUGACCAGAGUCCUGAGAAGGAGGAGUUCCUCUUUAAAGUGAACGUGGCUUUUAUUGUUGUCUUUACUGGAGAAUGUGUGUUGAAGCUCUUUGCCCUGCGACAGUAUUUCUUCACCAAUGGAUGGAACGUUUUUGAUUUCAUCGUGGUCAUUUUGUCAAUAGCUGGCACAAUGCUCUCAGACCUAAUUGAGAAGUACUUUGUGUCACCAACUCUUUUCAGAGUAAUCAGACUGGCCAGGAUAGGCAGGAUUCUUCGUCUUAUUAAAGGAGCUAAGGGCAUUCGGACGCUUCUCUUCGCUCUGAUGAUGUCUCUUCCUGCUCUAUUCAAUAUUGGUCUCCUGCUCUUUCUUAUAAUGUUCAUUUUCUCCAUUUUUGGCAUGUCAAACUUUGCCUAUGUCAAAAAGGAGGCUGGAAUCGAUGACAUAUUUAACUUUGAGACAUUUGGCGGUAGCAUUAUCUGCUUGUUUCAGAUUACAACGUCAGCAGGCUGGGAUGGACUUUUACUUCCGAUGCUGAACAGGGAACCUCCAGAUUGUGAUCCAGACUUUGAGAAUCCAGGAACCGGUGUCAAAGGAAACUGCGGUAAUCCGGGCAUGGGCAUGAUGUUCUUCUGCAGCUACAUCAUCAUCUCUUUCUUGGUAGUGGUCAACAUGUACAUCGCUAUCAUCUUGGAGAACUUUAAUGUGGCUCAGGAGGAGAGUGGUGAUGCGCUCUGUGAGGACGAUUUUGAGAUGUUCAAUGAGACCUGGGAAAAGUUUGAUGCAGAUGGAACUCAGUUCAUCGAGUACAGUCGGCUCUCAGACUUCUGUGAUGCCCUGCAGGAGCCCCUCAGGGUUGCCAAACCUAACCGGUUUCGCCUGAUAGAAAUGGAUCUGCCGCUGGUUAUUGGGGACAGGAUCCACUGCCUGGAUGUUUUGUUGGCUGUCACACAGAUGGUCUUGGGAGACACAGUGGAGAUGGCAGCAAUGCGGGAGAGCAUUGAGGCUACGUUCAUCCUGAACAACCCCACCUCGGACUCCUUUGCACCGAUCACAACAACGGUGCGCCACAAAGAAGAGCAGAGGGCUGCUGUAGUCAUUCAGAGGGCUUAUCGCAACCACCUUCUGAAGCGCUGCAUACGCCACGCCACUUUUAUGCACCGAUCGAAGAGAAUGGGUAGAAAGGACGAAGACCCACCAGAAAAAGAGGGGCUGCUUGCACGAAAGAUGGGAGUGCUGUAUGGAAGUAAUGCGGACCUUGCAGAGGAAAUGGAGCGAGCUGCUUUAGAAACUCUAGCAAGCCAGCAGCCUCCUAAUCCCGAGACGCUGUCAAAUGACAGCGGAGCCCAGUGUGGCCCAGAAACCCCUGAGCCAAACAUCAUUGUUGUACCUGUAGAGAUUACGAAUGAGGUUUUACUACAUUCUGCCCCCGACCGACACUUCUUUAUGCUACAAGCAGCAAACCUGAGAGAGACGAUUGUUUAACAAACUGCACAAGAUAAUAAAUGAUGCCUUCCCGCUGUUCUUUUCCACCAGAGAAGGAGGCAGUGUUAGCUAAUGCAAAGUGUCACGAAUGUAGCUGACUUCCAUUUUCAGGUUCACAGAUCUAAGGGAUGUUUUUGAUAAGUAAACAUAACAAUCAACCUAUUCCCGUUCUGCCAUGCAAUAUUUAAGUUUCCUUUUUGGGUUGAAGAUGGAACUGGACUAUAUGGUUUCCUUUGAUAAUUAUCAUAUGGGCAUCAGCCAAAUUAAUGUAGGAAAAUUGUAUAUUAAUUGGCAUUUCCAAAUUCUGGAGACAAUUAGACUUGAUAUCUCAUAAUUUAGGAAUACUCAGACUUUGAGAGAAUUGCAAGACUUAGUAUUAUCUUUAUCCUAUUAUACCUCCAAUGUUAGCCAAUAAAAAAGCUAGAGUUUGUUAUUGUAGGAUGAAACAUCACUGUGGACCAUAUGAUAGACUUCUAGUGAGAAAACAGUCCAGUCUUAAAACUGUAAGAUAGAGCACGGUUUCCAAACAUAUUUCAUUUUUCUAUGAAUAGUUAUCGUUCAAAUGACUGAGGAACUCAACGCUGCUGGAUUGUAAUGCAUGGCCGAUCACAGUUUUGCUUUUGGUGUUACCAGGAACUUUGUUAUAAUUUCCUUGUACCCAGUUUCUAACCAAAGAGUAACUUGAACAUUACAUGACAAAAUCAGAAUUAUCAAUCAGAGGGCUGCAUGUACCGGCUCUCAGAGCAAACAAACUCCUCUAAAUGUCUGCACACACAUCGAAAAGGAUUAUAGAGCAUAAGUUGGUACCUUACAUUUAAAUGAAGAAGAUCCACAGUCUUUUUGCUUUCUCUGAUUAUUCUACAACAUGAAUGCAGCACUAUUAUUCAGCUCUGCAGAGCAAUAUUUGGAUAUGUAAUUAGCCACAUGAAACAGCAUUAUUUCAUCGUUAAAUUGGUAUAAUUGGGAGCCGCCUUAUUUAUUCUAUCAGUUUAAAAAAAGGAAUCUGACUGAAUUCCUUUUCCUGCUAACUUAAAGUCAUUUUUAUGUGGAAUCUCCUUACUGUGAAGACUCUUAACACUAUUUCUUGUAAUUAGACACUAAACUCUUUUCUACGGUGAAUUAGUUUUGUACAUAUGUAAAUUAGUAACUAGAAAAAAAGGGUGUCUGGAUCUGAUUUAUUCCAGUCUACCAGUGAAACUCUGAUCUCUGUUAUUCAUUAUUAGUCAACAAUAAUAUGGGCCAGCUAAUGCAGUUAGCAUCUGUCUCUGACUGGCUCGCUCAGAGAGGCCCAGUUUAUAUUGCACUAUUUAUAUCCCUUCCAGGUCAGAUUAAAACAGUUGACUGUGUGAGACUGAAAGACCUUCCUGUUUUAUAAGAUGAUUUAUUCACACAUAUGUGCAUGUCUUAUAAACGUUUUGACUACUUUUUCUAUUGUUUGGGCCCCCUCACAUAUCAGAUUAUAACACAGCUCAAAGCAGUCAUAUUUUUUCCAUUCUGAUGGGUUUUCAUUCAAACCUUCAGGUUUAAAACCUAUCUGUGACUGUAAACUUAAGAUGUGAUGUUUACAUUAACAUAACUGAUAAGCUCCCCAUAACUGUGUUCUAUAUGUUUGUCUACUAAACAGCGACGACUACAGCGGUAAUAUUUGGUACUUUCUGUACACUUUAAAUGAAGUGUUGCUUCAGGUUGGAUCAUGUUAACUACUACCUUCAUGUGCAGUGGAUCUGUUCAUCUCAAUCCGUCCUCAUGUAGGAAGGUGGCUUCACCUGCUGUUGUGCAAGUCUUAACUGAAUUUAAAACGUCUUACUAUGAAUACAUGGCACUGUGUAAAUGUUUCAGGCGCUAAAGUGAGGAUGCUUUGACACUCAUUUUGUACAUAAUUUUUCAUUUAUCAUCAUACAAAGUGAAGGAAAUAGAAAGAGCUGAAAUCAAAUCAGCAUUUGGUGGCACUAAUUCUCCUAUAAGUCACUUCUUCACAUUGUUCUGGUCAUCUAUGAGAACUUGCCACUGUUCUCCUGUGGGUUGAGGCUUUCUCAGUUGUUUGUUAAUCCCAAACUGACAAACGACGUUAAGAUCAGAGCCAGUCAGACCUGUUCUUGCUGGCUUUGUGUGAUGGAUAGAAUAAACAUCUAAAGUGCCUCAACGCUGUGCACAGUACUGUAAAUACAUGAAUAAUAUAAGCACUUUGUACAGUUUGUUUGUUUUUUAAAACAGACAACAGGGCGUCUCUUCUUCUGUUUAUGUGUCCAGCGCUGUUUUAACAUCAUCCAUGGAGGGGUCUCUUUGUCAUAACUCCUAUCUGAGACACUGCUACACCACUAAACUACAGUCUCCUCUGAUGGUACAGUCGUAUUCACAAGACGGUGUCCUCCUUCUGUUUACAUUUCUACUGGAAGCAAAGCCACAUGGGGAGUUUUACUGGUACACCCACAAUCAGUAUUGCCUGUAUAUACGAGUUUUUCUUCUUUUUUUCCUUCUGUAUUGUACAUUUAUAUUGUUUUGUUAUUGUAAAAACUGUAACUAUACUGCUAGAAUAAAACACUUCUUG
This is a messenger RNA of Acanthochromis polyacanthus (spiny chromis), 8681 nucleotides long. RefSeq names its product sodium channel, voltage-gated, type IV, alpha, a (gene scn4aa). The record is from RefSeq and is a predicted model, not a curated record. The transcript has 27 exons. Gene Ontology annotation, molecular function: protein binding; voltage-gated sodium channel activity. NCBI's taxonomy places the organism in Eukaryota, Metazoa, Chordata, Actinopteri, Pomacentridae. Gene Ontology annotation, biological process: sodium ion transmembrane transport; membrane depolarization during action potential; neuronal action potential. Bases 452 to 6133 code for a protein of 1893 amino acids. Gene Ontology annotation, cellular component: voltage-gated sodium channel complex; plasma membrane; axon.